AUGGUUAAAAGGAAAAAGGAAAAGAAUGACUUCGUAGAGGCAGUCCAUGAUAUAAGAAAACUAGCCACAGAAAGAAUGGAUUCUAAAUUCAGAAAAAGAUUUCUUGAUAAAGAAGCUCAAAAAUUAGGAGCAAAACAAAAGAAAAAUCCAAAAAUUCCUUAUAACAUUUAUAAAGGAAUUUUAAGAAAAGAAAAAGAAUUGAAAGAAAAUGCUAGAAAUGAUGCACUGCUAAGUAAAGAAAGCAAUUGGUUUAAUCCUGUAGAAAAGAAGAAAAAGAAAAAAGAAAAGAGAAACCCGAUGCCAACAGGUCCGGAGAUUGGAAAAUAUAAAUCCGGGACACUUUAUAUAAAGAAGCCAAAUUUUUUGAAAAAGAACAACAAUUUUGGUCACAAAAAGACAAAAUUCCGUCCAAAAAAUAAGCAUUAA
Molecule: messenger RNA, 426 nt
Organism: Blepharisma stoltei
Lineage: Eukaryota; Ciliophora; Heterotrichea; Heterotrichida; Blepharismidae
Source: the annotation of a GenBank genome assembly